Molecule: messenger RNA, 780 nt
Organism: Asterias rubens (European starfish)
Lineage: Eukaryota; Metazoa; Echinodermata; Asteroidea; Forcipulatida; Asteriidae
Product: adenosine receptor A2a-like
Exons: 3
Coding region: 1-780 (259 amino acids)
Biological process (GO): adenylate cyclase-activating adrenergic receptor signaling pathway
Cellular component (GO): membrane
Molecular function (GO): G protein-coupled receptor activity
Source: RefSeq, a predicted model, not a curated record
AUGUCUUCGUUAAACUCCGCAAAUUCUUCAUCCGUAAACGAUGACGUCACUGUUACCAUAUCCGAGACAACCUACUACGUCAUAGAGAUCAUCUUUGCUCUGUUUGCUUUAUCAGGAAAUUUCAUCGUUAUCAUAACGUACUUACUGGAGCCCCGAUUACGCAACACGCUCUCCAACAUUUACCUGAUUUCGCUCGCUGUGAGUGAUUUCUGCAUGGGAGCCAUUGCUAUUCCAAUCAUCCUGAUCGCCCUACAAGGAAUCCCUCGAUCUUUCCCAGCUUGUCUCUUUCUACUUUCUAUAUUAGUUAUGAUCGAUAUGGCGUCGGUGUUUGCUCUUUUGGCAAUGACAUUGGACAGGUAUUACUCCAUAAGCAGGCCGUUACGUUACUGCGUGAUUGUCACAAAGUCACGCGCCGUAGCGGGCGCACUCCUAGCCUGGUUUGUUGCUUUCUUGUUCAUAGUUCCCAUGCUGGCUGGUUGGCACAACGGACCCCCUUCCCAGCCUCAAUGCUUCUUUCUAGAAGUUGUCAGCCUACAGUACAUGACAUUUCUCUUCUUCGCGGCCAUCUUGGCGCCAUUUUUCCUGAUGUGUUUUGUGUACAUCCAGAUUUACUUCAUCAUACGGAAACAGCUCAAACAGAUGAGGGUAGUUCACGACAUCGGCAAUCGUCUCCGCAUCCAACAGUCGUCGGCUGCCGCCAAUGAGGAUCAAAUUCGCACGGCACAACGCAUGCAACAGCCGUCGACGAAUGCCGUCACGCGGGAUAACCAAAAUUUCUGA